Polistes canadensis is the source of this 1360-nucleotide messenger RNA. RefSeq names its product immunoglobulin-binding protein 1 (gene Tap42). Gene Ontology annotation, biological process: regulation of dephosphorylation; regulation of signal transduction. Lineage: Eukaryota; Metazoa; Arthropoda; Insecta; Hymenoptera; Vespidae. The record is from RefSeq and is a predicted model, not a curated record. Gene Ontology annotation, cellular component: cytosol. Gene Ontology annotation, molecular function: protein phosphatase 2A binding.
AAUCUACGUUUAAUUUUCAUCAAGUACAGACAUAACCUCUUUAUACUGAGCAUAAGAAAACCAUAUCCAGGAAAGAUUAAUAACGAAUAAUAAAAAUGUCAAAAGAUAUAAAAGAUAAUACAACGUUGUCUGUGUUGUUCGAUAGUGCAUUUAAAUCAUUUAAUAAUAUUAUUAAAACAGAUGAACCAAUGAAAGCGUCAAAUAUACAGUCAGACAUCAAAAACCUAAUUCACAUGUUUGAGGAGUUAACAAAAUUUGUAUCUAUGGUAGACAUGUUUAGCCAAAAUGAAACUGUCGAUGAAAUAGCAACAGAACAUCUCAAAUAUCUUUUAUUACCGGCUUUUCUUGGUACUCUAGUUACUAAAAUAUCUGGUACCAAUGACAGAAUGCAUGUGAUCAAAGUAGCGGAAAUUUACUUUAUUGAUUUCCUAAAAAGAGCUAAGGCUUGUGGUAUUACAGACAUAAAAAUUCCUGAAGCAAGUUUGGAACAAGAAAGUAGUAGUUCUUCUAACGCCGGAGUCAAAAGUAACGCUGAGAUGAUUACGAAGAUGGUUUCUUGUAGAAAUACAAAAUUACAAAGAUAUAGAGAACAAAAGGAAUUGGAGUCUCGUUUAGAAAUCUUGCAAGAAAACUUGGAUAAUCCAAACAUUGAUGAUGAAAGUAAAAGGGAAUAUUUUAUGGCACUUUUAAAAUUAUACGUAAUACAAGCGAUUGAGGAAUUGAGUUCGAUAGCAGCAGAGAAACCUAUUUUGGAACACAUGCAAAAGUUAGACCCUUCAGAAAAAAUGAUGCAGAAAUUCAUACCAUCUGCUAAUAUACUUAAACCAAUUAUUAUCACACGAAAUGAACUGCAAAAGAAAGUUUAUGGUGCUGGAUAUCCAAGUCUUCCAGUUCUAACGGUUCAAGAAUUUUACGAUCAAAGAGUUAAGGAAGGAGUUUUUCCUGAUCCAUCGAAACUUGAUCGAAUUAAUUUCAAAGUUCUUCUAGAUUGGAUUAAAAGCAAUGAAAAUAAAAAUACACAGGAAGAUAUUGAAAAUAUAGAAAAGGAAGAAAAGAUAGAACAGGAUGAUCCAGAGCUUUUGGAACGAAACCGUGCUAUGGAUGAAUACAAGGAUACGCAUCGUCGAGGAUGGGGAAACCGUGCGAAUAGAAGUUAAAUCCAAAAUUACGUACUAGUAUAGAUAAUACAAAAAAAUAAAAUUAUAUAAGUAAUAAAUAUUUCACUAUAAUAUGUUGUGCAUUACAUUAUAUUCCGUUAUACUAUUUUAUUUUAUAAACUAUUCUAUUAUAUUGUAUUAAUGAAACAAUGUUAAUCGUGAAUAUUCAUUAAUUUAUUUAAAAAUAAUAUUAAAUAUCAUUU